Messenger RNA from Topomyia yanbarensis, 1025 nucleotides. RefSeq lists its product as uncharacterized. The coding region runs from base 182 to 643 and encodes 153 amino acids. The record is from RefSeq and is a predicted model, not a curated record. Lineage: Eukaryota; Metazoa; Arthropoda; Insecta; Diptera; Culicidae. The transcript has 4 exons.
UAAAGAUAGGACAAUCCUGUCUGUCAAAAAACUGCAGCAGAAAUUUUGUGCGAGACGAGACUCUUAUUUUUUUCGAAACGAUUGUGAUUUUAGAUGGUCCUAGGCCUUAGAACUCAAUUAAACAGUUCGACCUCAGCGUCAGAUUGCAAAAGUUAAAAACGUUGAUCAGCAAUUCCAGAGAAUGCGUUGUGCGGCUUGUAAUUACUACACAUGGAGUUACUUUAUUGCCUUUGCGGAGAUUUUCGUCUCGUUCAAAGUUGCCUCGGCUCUGCUGGCAUGCUCCCGUGUCAAUGAGCUCGAUCGGGACAUUGGAUGUUACGAUGUCGAGCCUAUAUUUGUACUGCUGGUUUUGUACAAUUUCCUGUCACUAAUGCUCAUCAUUGGAGUGGCAAAGCGAAUGGAGAAAUUGCUGCAGAUUUACCAAACUUGUACUAUCACCUUAAAGGCAUCUGCCAUCAUUCGAAGGGCUGUACUUUCUGCAACGGAGUAUGAUGAAACCAAUGUUGAGAAAACUGUAAUUGAGAUGAAGAUUGUGAUUAUAUUCACAUUAAUCUUCAGUCUGGAAGCAUUGGUAGUCGCCGGAGCCUGUAGAAAGAUACGUCGCGAACAACAGGAGCCACUGUACUGCGUGGAUGUGGUCUAGGAUGUCAUCUGGCUUCCGACCUUAGCUGUGUGUAAUCCUGAUGUUUGUGUCAAAACUCCUGGUGCGAUGUGACGCAAGCAGGGAGCAAAAAGCCCUUUCGGGGUGCAAACAACCACAGAAGUGAACUCCUUGAAGCUAACCCCUUUCGUCCAGACAAUAUAUACAUACAUAUUUACAUGUAAAAUUUAUACUGCAAGAGUUUCGUCCCUUUUUGCGCAAACAAAACCAAUGUUUAGUACGCUUCCCAGUCAAUUUAGAUUGAUACCGACUAUAGAGUAGUGAAGAAAUACAGCCAAUUUGCCGAUACAAAAUUAGCGCUUGAUCUACAUAAACCGCUGAGCUAUUUUUUGGUUCCGUAACUUGGAGAAAUUAUACAUAUUUG